GCGAGUUCUGGAGGUUAUUUUGAAAGUGACCCCCUCACUCACUCACUGCCGCGGACCGCACACAGCUGUCGGGAAACAUGACACAAGAUGACGGAUACGGUUGUCGUAGAGGGACAAGUCAAACUCCGAGAAGGGAAAAAGUGGAAAAACAGAUGGGUGAUUCUUCGGAAACCUUCGCCGGUAGCAGACUGCCUGUCCUUGCUGGUGUAUAAGGAGCGGGGAGAGAAAAGCAAAGGCCAGCGAGAGAGGAAUCAGGCCACACUGAGGGAUAUCUGUGGACUGGAGGCUCUUCAAGGCUUUGAUGGAGUAAAUUAUGCUCUCAGUCUGCUCUGCCUGAGCCAGUCUGUCAUGCUGGGCUUCGACAACAGAGUGUCUCUUCUGGCCUGGGAUGCUCGGAUCCGCUACAGCCUUGGAGAGGUCCACAGGUUUAACGUCAACAUCCAGCCUGGCACCAAACUAGAAAGUGGCCCGGCCUCCCUGCAUUUGUGCAACAACCUGCUUGUCGUUGCCAGAGACCUCCCUCCAACCGUCAUCGGCCAAUGGAAGCUGUCGGACUUAAGACGUUACGGUGCCUUUCCUAAUGGAUUUGUGUUUGAGGGCGGGACAAGAUGUGGCUACUGGGCCGGUGUUUUCUUUUUUGCGUGUGCAGAUGGAGAACAGAUCAGUUUUUUGGUGGAUUGCAUCGUUCGUGGCAUUUCACCAAGCAGAGGGCCGUUUGGACUGCGGCCAGUCCUGCCAGACCCCAAUGCUAACCCGUCGUCUAUAGAAGACCGGAUUAGCCAGGAGGCCAGUGAGUUGGAGAAAAGACUCAGCAUGCUGUCUAUUUGUAGUCACCACAGCAGUGCAGCCUCCACCUUCAGUUAUGGCGCCUCUUUGGCAGGAGAUGAUCGAAGUAUCUCCAGCUCGUCCUCUGAGGCCAGCCAUUCUGAUAACAGCCUGGGCAGCCGCCUGGCGAUCUGGCCGGAGCCAGUCAGACACCCCACCCCUGUCGAACCACCACCGCCACCACCAUCAUCAUCUCAUUUAUUGGUUACAGGAUGUAAAAGUACAGCCUGUUCAGUCAGUACAACCAGUGACGAGCGCAUAUAUGGAGUCAUGAUGGGGGGGUUUCGGCCCCCGUCCAAACCCCCUCACCCUAGAGGCCUUCAGGAGGCGGGACGGCAGAGCUCCACAGACAGCGGUAUCGCCACCGGAAGCCACUCCUCAUAUUCUGGAAGCUUCUCCUCCUACACUGGGAGUAUGGAUAUUGGCCAUGGAGAGACUGAUGAGUUUGGAUCCUUAACAAGCCUUCCUCAACACCCCAAUUCAGUGUCUAUUAUAAACACUCCAGUAAGGACAGUUCCCCUGAUUCCUGAGGACAACCCAUGUGUGUGUUCCCUCAGAGAGGCUGAUCAAACACAGGCCAACGCGUACACAAGUUCACCUCUGCAGCAUUACGAUGUACCUCGCAGGUUCCUACAGCUUAGUCAGGAACAGUUUUUGACUGGCAUUGUCCAGGACCGAGGGUCUGAAUGUGGAGCGGAGGGUGUAACUGCAGACGACGUCAUAAGACAGACUGUCACAAGGAGAUUGAACUCUUGCGGAGUAGAAGCAGUGCCACCUGAAGGUCCCACUACAACACGCUUACAACCCAUCACCUGUCCUGACUGUGGGGGACGAAAGGUGGAAGAGAAAAGCAGUUCUGAGCAGAAAGCUGACGCAGAUCCAAAAGGCAAUUAUGAACAGAUGGCAUUGAGGAGUGAUUUGUCCAGGUGGACACAGUUCAGAUCCGGAGAGUAUGGAGAGGCCGGACUGACAUUCACCGACAGAGCUCAAGGUGAUUCUGUGAAUUAUGUCAACAUCCCCAUCAGUCCUACAUCUAAACGACAGCUGCACUAUAUGGAGCUGGAUCUGCAGGACCGUCCUGAAUCAAGCCACACUAUCAGAGCGGCUGGCUCCAGCACUAAAUAUGCCCACAUUGACAUCACUGCGACAGAGACGGCACAGAGGGUUGGUGCCCAGCAUGCACAGGGCAGAGAGGACAGACUGCUGGAACUAGAGCACAAGAGGAGAGGAACACUCACAUAAACACAAACACACACGGUCUUUUAAUAUGAGGAUUUUUCUUUCCAUUUAAGCCCAGAAAUAUUAGUAUUUUUUACUGAAGAGAAUUAAGGAUGAUUCUUUUUCAAUUGGUCUCUGACCUUUACAUUUGGAUUUUAAUAAUGGCUAAACUUUAAAAUGAUAAGAGUAUAGAUUUAGUAUGAAAUAUUUAACCUGCAGCCAUGUAUCUGGAAAUGUGGCAGCACUUUUAAUUUUUUUUAAAUGUAAAAAUAUUCUUGAUGUCUUUUUUUUUUAUUCUGUCAAAAUUGUUAGCGGACUUAAGCUUCUUAAUUUCCUUUUCUCUCAGACCUCCUCAAAAAAGAUGACUAGGUUUUAACCACAUUUUCACAGCCUGAUCUACAGAAAACUACAGUUAUUUCAUGAUAAGAAUUUCAUUGGCAUUUUUUCUUAAAUGUUUUUACUCAUUGCGAUGCUGAAAUAUGUUAGACAAAUGCAAAAUAUAAUCGCUUUUAUUAGUGGUCUCUUUACGCUCCACUAUAUAUAUCAGUGGUUCUAAAGAUUAUUUACCUUAUCAUCACACACAACCAAAAUACAAAGUGAAGUGCAACCCUCCAAUUUUAUUUAUUUUUUAUAAAAUUGAUCAAUUAGCAGAUGUGACUGACAGUGUAAUGUAAUAUAAUGUGUGUAUA
Molecule: messenger RNA, 2732 nt
Organism: Danio aesculapii
Lineage: Eukaryota; Metazoa; Chordata; Actinopteri; Cypriniformes; Danionidae
Gene: dok7b
Product: docking protein 7b
Exons: 11
Coding region: 88-2067 (659 amino acids)
Biological process (GO): neuromuscular junction development; positive regulation of protein tyrosine kinase activity
Molecular function (GO): protein kinase binding
Source: RefSeq, a predicted model, not a curated record